This is a messenger RNA of Andrographis paniculata, 1265 nucleotides long. RefSeq lists its product as uncharacterized. The record is from RefSeq and is a predicted model, not a curated record. The coding region runs from base 222 to 983 and encodes 253 amino acids. The transcript is spliced from 3 exons. NCBI's taxonomy places the organism in Eukaryota, Viridiplantae, Streptophyta, Magnoliopsida, Lamiales, Acanthaceae.
AUCGGUGCUGUUUAUUCGCGAAGUUUCCACGAGACUCUGCUCCUGUCCUUUUCUUUCAACAACGAUCGAAUUUCUCCACAUUUUAUCCGCGAAAUUCCUAAUUCAUUGCCGCUGGUCGCUGAUUUAGGGUAUUGUUGUUUUGAUUUUUUUUUUUUUGGCGUUGGAGGAUUGUUGAAGCCGCCAGUUUUAGGGUUUUUGUCCAGAGUUAAGAAUCAAGAGCCAUGGAGGAUUAUUUUCCUUCGAGGUUGAAGAGGAAGGGCUUGGAAGACGUCACCGACGAUUUUUCCGACUUUCCCCUCACUUCUCCAGCCAGGAAAAUCCGUCGGCUGGAUGCUGGUCUACCGCCUAUAAUCGAGGAGGAGGAAUCCGACAUACCGAUCGAGAUUGAGAAUUGGCAUCCCAACGAACAGAGCUACGACAUUAAUUCAACUGGCGGUAUAAAGAUCGAGGAAUUACCUGAUGAACCGGUUAAUGAAGAGAGGGCAAUUGUUCUUUUCAAUCCAAACAACACUAAUCCAUUGCUGCAGACUCCAUCCAAUUUCUCUGUAUCCAUCGAUCCUUCCCUCGUAUCGGGGCUUAAAAUUUCUGUAUGCCAUGUAGAUCAAGUCCUGUGGUCGAACCAGCCGAACCAUUGGACACCAAGCCGCGAGCCUACUCCGGACGACGGCGACGACAGCACCGCUUCCAGCAAUGGGUCCCUCGCAGUCGUUCCAUGGGUUCCCUCAACGCUCGUUUCUGCACAAACAUCAUCAAAUUCAACACCAGCCGAACCUUAUACUUCUGAGAUGAUGGAUACUCAAGAAAUGGACGAAGCAGCCGCCAUGGAAGUUGAAGACAACUACCCCGCCAAUCAAACCGGCCAAUCGAGCAUGGAGAAUCCAGUCGAGCAUCAGUUCCACCAAUGGCAGCAGCAACACUGCGUCCUCCCGCAGCCUCCCCCGAGCACAGCGGCAGCGGCAACGCCGAUCGUGUGGUAUCGGUAGCGGCGGCGGCGGCGGUUGGAUUCCGAGAUGGUGGUGGCUCAACCACUGUGUGUAAGUAAUGGAGAUGAGAUGAUGUGAUAAAUGAGGGAGUUUAAGUAGAAGUUUCAGACCAGUUUGUAGCUUCUGUGUGUCUCUUUUGGCUGCACAGAUUUUGGGUUUGAACAUCCUAUACGAGGAAAAGGCUGUAUGGAAAUUAAGGUGGUUUUCUGCCACUCGUUGGUUGACACGUGUCACUUCUAUAUAUCGAUAUACUGAAAAGAAAUAUACUCACUUUCUUUUUUU